UCAUCUUUUUUGUGGCCCUUAGUUCCUUUGCUGCUGGUUUCCUUGUACAACAACACCUUUUUUAUGUGGCCCUUGGUUGGUCUAUUUGGAUGCUGAACGUCGGGUGGUGGAAAAAUUGAGGAAGAGUGGGGCUGUUUAAAAUCCGCCCAUAACCGAUAACCCAACUUUAAAAUUGACUUAUUGGUAUUGGGUUAUUAGAUUGACGGUUGGUGAAUGGAUUAAAUUUUUUAUAGUUAACAGCUUAUUGGUGCCGGGCGGAUUACUCAAUUUCGUUAUCGGGUAAACCGUUAAGUAUUAUCACAUUUAUAUCUUUAAUCCCUACCAAGGUUACAUAAUCUUAUUUAUGGUUAAUCCAUGUUGAUAUCUUUAUUUAAUCAUUGCAUUUAGCGAACAAGAAGUUUUUAUAUGUUUGUAUUCACAGAAAUCCUGCCAAUGCUUCUUCAUGAUGCUUUGGUGGCUUAGGACUUAGAAAUAGCUUCCUCAUUUUGGAUAUGUGAAACAGAUGCUGGUGUUAAUGAAGGGGCCAAAAGGAGAAAGAGUUCUGAUUGUCCUAGGCUUCGAGAUGGAAGGCAGUAUAAAGAAUGAACUCUACUCUGACAUUUACGAUAUGUCAAAUCUUCAAUCAAGUCUUCGGUCGACUACCAAUUCUGGAAACAAGGAUUCACAUGACAGCGAUUGGUGCGAGUUAUGGAGUGAUGAUGGAGAUUUGUGUCAUGAUUCUACUGAUAAGUUAGAUAAAACAUCUGAAAUGGACAGGGAAUGGCAGAGGCGGCAUGACCAGUUCCAUACUAUUGGAUUCCGUGAUGGUCUUAUGGCUGGGAAAGAAGCUUCAGCACAAGAGGGGUUUAAUGUUGGUUUUAGGGACUCUGUAUAUGUUGGGUACAACUGGGGUCUUGUCAGAGGUAUCACUAGUGCUUUAGCCUCUCUUCCUGAUGGCUUAAAAGAAAGAAUGGUUGAUACAAAGGAAAUGCAGAAUAAGUUCCAGCACUUACAUGAGUCUGUGCAAUCUCGUUCAGCAGCGGAGAUGCUUAAGGUAUUCCAUGAUUAUCUGUCAAAGAAAUCAGAAGAGUGUGGUUUAAAUGAUAGCUCUAGCUCCUGCUUGGCGGAUUCCAAUGACCUCAGCUCUGAUGACAGUCUCUUUGAGAAUUACCAGAAAGAGCUACAAUCUCUCAUUGAUGAAUCAGGGCUCAAAUUGCACUUAGAUACAAAGGACUAGUUCUUUUCUUGCUUUACUCACUGAAGUCACUUGUCACUUUUUUGAGAAGUGAUAGUUUUCAUCCCAAUCCAUGUAAAUUGCAUUCAGUAAAGAAAAGUUAGAUGGUAUACUUGAAUGCAUAGUUUGUACAUGGAAUAUUUCUAUUUUCCAACAUUGUAUGCAUGAUUUAAGUUUAAAAUGUGUGGUAUUGUUACA
Molecule: messenger RNA, 1411 nt
Organism: Lycium ferocissimum
Lineage: Eukaryota; Viridiplantae; Streptophyta; Magnoliopsida; Solanales; Solanaceae
Exons: 5
Coding region: 503-1216 (237 amino acids)
Source: RefSeq, a predicted model, not a curated record